Molecule: messenger RNA, 6344 nt
Organism: Amoebophrya sp. A120
Lineage: Eukaryota; Dinophyceae; Syndiniales; Amoebophryaceae
Source: the annotation of a GenBank genome assembly
AGGGAAGCGACAGCGACCGAAGUAUUUGUUGAUGUGCCCCGCCGACGUGAGCUGUAUUGUGAUCAGAGUAUAAUUCGUUAGUAUAAACAACCAAGUACUUACUUACAUGGACGUUAUUGAUAUGCGUGAGUAAGUGUCAUGGCGCUCUCUAUUUUUCAACAUUUCAUAGUGCUAGAGUUAGUCUUCGUGUCUUGAGUUGUGGUACAUUUUCAAAGUGUUAGAAAAUUGCACGAGCGCGCCAACAAUACGAGUUUAUUCUAGAAGUUAGUUCUCAGUCAUAUUCCGAUUCGUCUCCAUUGCAACAUACGUUGUAUGUUUAUGCGCUAUAAUUCUUCUUGCAACUAAUUGUGAUAAUUUUUCUGGAAAUUCAUUUUUUUCAAACACCAUAAUGACGUCCCCGCACGCCUCCAUCUCGAUGAGACCUUCCCGCGCUUCAGUCCUUAAGCCCGCACGCAUUUCUUUCUCGACGACGUUUGACAGGUUGAUGCCGCUUCCCUCAGUAAAAAUGAUACGACCUCCCACCUCUACAAUACGAAUACCACUCAGAACGGCGGCGCUUCUUCGAAUACGGUACUAAUGUGCAGCACCUCCGCUAGAAGCGCUUUCUUUUGUUUGCUGCCUUAUCUCCCUCGUGCCCAUUCCUCCGGCGGCGGCGACCUACCCCAGCACUCCCAUAGUUUCAUCGCUACGUAUAAUUUUUCUGCUGUCGGCGGUGGAUCAACAUAAUGUAUGCCUCUUACCGGGUGCUGGGACUGCAAAGCGGCGUGAGCUAUGAGGAUGCCAAGCGCAAGUACCGCAAAUUGUGCCUGCAAAAGCACCCGGACAAGCCCUCAGGGAACAAAGAGGAGUUCGUCAAGAUUAACGAGGCCUGGAAUUUCCUCCAGGAAAAUGUCUGGAACAAACAGCCGGGGGCAGCGGGUGGUGGUACUACACUAGAAGAUUUUUACUUACUGUGUGAUUAUAGAUAGCACUUGCACUUGGCGUUGGCGCCAUCAAAGACUUCUUGCUCAUCUUAAUGCUUUUGUUGCCAAUCAUCUGACACACAAGUUUUGGCCUCGAUAACAAGGAAACGCAAUCUAUCAUGUCGCCGUGGUCGUGUAAUAUUGGAGCAGAAUCAGUUUGGCAGCUGCUUCCUUCGUAGCUUUUGUGCUUUGCAGAAGCCGGGUUGCAUUUGUGCGACGCGGUUAGUACUUGUUAGGUGGUUGUACAGAAUGACGAAACAGAAAAGCAUGACCACCUAAUCCUUUCUACUAUUCGUCUCGUAUAUUCUAAACGAGUUGAAUAUGAAGAAUUAACAAUGAUUAAAACCACCACAGGCGCCGCUUCCAGCAGCAGUCGCGCCGCUGGCCCUCCCUCCCGUAACCGCGGGCCGAUGUUUCGAGGGAACGCGACGCCGGGCAGCACUGCGGGGUUUUUCACCAACCCCAAUGGCAGUAGUCGGCGCGGCGCCGGGGCCGCGGGCCAACAAAAUGCAACGAACAAAAACAUGGAGGAGGACAUUAAGAACAUGUUUUCGGGCAUCAAUCCGGACUUCUUCCAGAACUUUGCCGGUAGUGGGAGUCCCGGAGGGAGUACCUCGUCCAGUCGCGGUGACUACCCUUCCGACGAAGAUGUAGACCCGGGGGAGCCCACCGACGACGAGGAGCUCGAGCGCCGCGAGGACGACAAAUGGCGAUCGGCGAAGAGGGACGGAAGCGGAGACUAUAAUUUUAAUUACAACCACACUUCUGGAAGUGCAGGAGCUGGUGCGUCUGCUUCCUCUUCUUUCCACCACCACUCCCGCCGACCGAACGAGGAGGAUUGGCUCCGAUCGGAACAGCGAAAAUCCGAAAUCGCGGACGAAAACCGGGACUUCAAUGACGGGAAAUAUUUAACAGCGCCGGAGAUCCCCACGAAGGACCGGAUCACGCAGUUCAUGCGAGAACUGUUUCUGACCUGGCACAACCCCUCCAUGCUGCGCAAAAAGGUGAACACGUUUCCGAACGAAGUGCUGCAACAAAUCGACUGGGACAUCCAGCUGGGCAUCGAGAACCGGGGGGUGCUUUGGCGGGAUCAGAUGUUCAUCGAAACCGCGGCGCCGAAAGAGAAGUCGGAGAAGUUGUUAGAGAUUAUCGAGCAGCGCGAACUUCUGGUAGUGGGGCAAGAGCUGCGGCGGUGCGAGAUUUUGCUGGAAGAAGUAGACAAAAAACUGGACAACCGGGAGAUGAAAAAUGAUGUAGUAAGCACGCUAGCAAUGUCAACAUCUUCGAAGAACAAGGUCCGCCAUUUAAAACGGUUAAAGGAACACCUGUUGGAGCAGCAAGAGGAGCUAGCAACCGAGAAGGAAGCCCUGGACUACUUGCAAUUUGUGGUGGCCAAGGUGGUAUCAAAUGUAAAAAUGUCUGGGUCUGGAAGAAUGCUGCAACUUGUCAUGCUAAAUCUGCAGCAUGCAAAAAUCUGUGUUGCAUGAUUACCAAAAGUCGUCCAGUUUUGACCAAGUCCGAAGGGAGUUUCUCAUGCAGGAUAGGCAUGAGAGAGAUCGCACAGAAUCUGUCAUGCUAGGUCCUGCAUUCCAAGCCUCAUGGGUCAUGGAAAAGCUGCGUGACAAGUCGCGCAUUCUUCCAGACCCAGACACUUUUGCACUUGAUAGGUGGCAAAGUUCUACUCCGACCGCGCGGACAAGUUCAACGAACUGGCUGCGGACUCGGCGCGAGUCGAGAAAAUCAACCCGCACAACCCGAAUCGGCACGCCUGCAACGCUUUUUUUGAGGAGGAGAAGCAACUGUUCGCGGGGAUCAUUGAGAAAAAUCCGGGCUACCUGCCGGAAUACAUGUUGGACCCCGCUUUUUACCACGACUUGAGCCCCGCCUCGCCGACGAGUGGCGACGAGGCGGCGUUUCCGAACGACAAGAUGGCACAGCACCAGAAAGCUGGUACUAAUUCUGGAGAAAAUGUUCAUGGGGACCACGAUGACAGCGAGGACUUGGUUUUCCCAGGAGGAAGUAGUACAGGUGGAAAGAACAGCAAGGAAAAGAAGAUCAAGAGCCACAAAAAUAAAAAACGAAAGCGUAAAAGUAAGGAAGGACAAGAACGGAGGCGCCGGUUGUCGAGCGAUGUGGAAAUGAAAUCAGACGACAGCGAUGGUUUCAGUACAUCUUCCUCCUCUGAUGGAGAUGCUGAAUCUUCUUCUUCCAGCGACGCAGAGGAGCACGGUGACGACAAGAAGAUGAGCAGCAGUAAAAAGAAGAUAAAAAGGGGCGAAGCUGCUGCUGCUGCUGUUGUUGAGGAUGUGUCUCGGUCUCCGACGUCAAAUAAAAGUGGUGAAGACAACUACGAACAAGAAGAUGUUGAUGAGAAGAUCGACAUGACGCAAUUCCACAAAAAAAAACCGCACGCCGUGAAUGCGUACGAUAACCCAGAAAAAAUAAACCGGGACAAAUCUUCUCCGAAAUCUAGCGAAGGUGAUCAACACCCCCCUGCCAAGGUCCCCUCGCGCUCCCUCUCGACGCGAAUACACCCCCCCGGGUGGACACCACCUCCUGGAGCUGCAGCAAAGUCGUCGACAAUUCCAUCGGGUCAUCAGCAAGGGAAUUCUUCUUCUGCUUCUUCCUUUCUGAAGAAGCCCAGGCUCACGCCCGCGAAGGCGCAGCCGGAGCCGCGGUUUGGUCCUGCAGGUGCAACCUUAAUAAAGGGAACCGAAAACAACAACAAGCCGGAUGGCCACCAGCUAAGCAGUGUCGGAAAGGAGUACUUGGAAAAGGCGCGAAGUGCGCUGGACAUUUUCAGUGGAAACGACGAAAGCAGCAGUAGCAGCAGUGACUCGGAGGCAGACAGCGUGAAAUUGAGUGAAAAUAAUGUUGACCAGGAUCGAAAAAGAAGUGGCUCUGUUCCAUCUGAAAGUAUUGCUGGGCAACACAAUCACAAAGUCAAUGUUCUUGACAAAGCGCGGCCGCAGUCGCAGAAGCAGAACGACGCGGGUUUUUAUGACGAGGACCUCCUCAGUUUAUCGGCCGAAACUUCUUCCUCCUCUGAACCCGACACCUCCGACAGCGAAGUGUUGCAGGCGCGCCGCGCAGCCAAGGCGUUGACUAAUUUGACCAAACGACGCCUCGUCGAAGGGAACAAAGAGGACCUGCUUGGCGCCGCCGGGACGUCGACAAUAAAACCACAAGGUCGAGUUGUAUCAGGGCAAGCACCUCCGCAUCAGGAGCAACAGCACAAGAACGACAUGAUCGAGGGUAAAGGCAACAGCGUCGCCAGUUCAUCAUCACCAAGAUCUUCAUCUUCCCUUGGGCCGCUCCGGGGGAAUACAGGGACACCAGUGAGAAGAAAGCCACCUCCCCAACUGUACCCGAUCAAGGGGAAGGACAUCAAGGGGCAGUAUCCUGUGCAAAAGUAUCGUACUCGUACUCAUUGCAAAUAUGCAUGACAAAUCUCCUUCCUAAGGCAAAACAGCACUACAAAUUCCAGCUUUCUUCUUGCCAAAGUUUGUGAUGCAAUUUAUAGUAGUGCGAUACUUUUGCAAUGCAUACGCAGCAAGGGGGAGCAAAGGGCGGUGGGACGAGUGGAAGUCCGAUUUUGAACAAACCAGUAGGAGGUGAUAGUACUCAUGCCACUGGAAGCCUGCUCGUUGGAAAGGCCGAAAAUAUUAAAUCCUCGUCUUCAAGCAGUGGUAGUUCGUCCAGCAGCUCCAUAAAUGGGUAUAAGGGACAGGGAAAAACCGGCAAGAAAAGCAGCGAAGAAAACUACCGAGCCGGCCCACCUAUGCCCGCUGCGUCUUCAGCAUCAGCAGGAGCAGCAAGUGCGCCACGGUCCGCGUCAAAAGAAGAACUCAACGAGCGAAGUGCAAUAAAUAAGCAUAAGGGCUCAUCUUCUAUAUCUUCAAACUACAGAAGUAACAAGCGUCCUGCGGGUGCUGUGGACCAGCACCUCCUGACUACCGCAGCAGCGGACCCAAGAACUACCUCCUCCACACGAGUACAUCACGACGACCAAAGAACCCAUGGCUCCGAAGAUGUCGAUGACGCUGCCAAGCGGCGGCGCGGCAUCGAGGAAGACAUGCGGCGCGCGUUCCAGGCCGAGGCUGCGGUGAAGCGGGAAAACGAGAAAAAGAUCGGGAAGUUGGAGGCCGACAGUCGGAAAAUAGGGGAUACAUUUUUCCAAAGUGAAAAGCACAAGAACCUUCUGGAAACUGAUGUGAAAUACAAGCAGGGCUACGACUUGACGGAGGAAUUGCAAUCACUCGGCACCAGAAACCGCGACGCAAAGUUGCUCCGGGCUGAGGAACGGGAUCUGCUGAAUUAUUUCCACGAGAAGAGCGGUGGCCGCGGGCUUGCGGUGGUAAAGUCCUCCUCGUCGAAGAGGCCUGCGGGAGGGGAUGAACAAGGGAUAGGGAACAAGUCGGGAACGACAAAUGAUAAGAGCGGCGAAGCAGGGCCGAAGAUGAAAAUGAAUACCAGUAGUACGGCCGCCGGUGAUGAAGCUGCUCCUGCUGACAUGGUAAAGAAAUCACCCAGCGUCGAAGUUGUUGAGAACAACGGAACAAAAAGACCACGCACUGCUACGACAAAUAGAACCGGUGCUAGUAGCUCGGACAUGGUUUUCGUUGUGGAUGACGUUGCUGGCGUGGUGCAUGAGACGAAAUCGAAAAGCAAGGCGAAAAUAACCCGGAGUGUCAGUAAGGAAAAAGCCCGCCCUGCAGUUGUGCCUUUGACCACUGCAUCUUCUUCAUCCUCAUCAGCUCCGCCAGCCAGUAUGUUGAAAGCGACGGCAGCAGCUGCACGUGAAGCUGCAACUGGCGCAGGCGCUCGCGCAGCCUCGUCGAGUAGUAGCGGUGCACCGCGAGCCCCAGCAGCAGCCACAGUAUCCAAAAGCAAGAAGACAGAACAAGAACGCUCCUCGUCGGGAAUAAAUCAAGCCAAGAGCAGUUCUCGUGGGCAAAAGAAACCUGCUGAUGCACCUGGUAAUCAUUCGGAAGACGAGGAUGAUAUCGAUCGGCUUCUGCUAAGCGGCGACACAGACUCCUCGUCGGAAGAGGAUAACAACUCUGAUGAGAAAGACAACUCUGCUGGCGGACGAGAAAGUGAUGGUCUUACGUCGGAUUCUGAAAUCGACAACAUUGCAGCGACAGGAAGAGCAGAUACAUAGAUCAUGACGUCGCACCUUCUUAAAAAUAAUGUCAGAGUUGCGACGACGUGUGAUCCUGAUCAACAUAACUACCAGCGAAAUUUCAGCCGAAUUUUCAUGAUGAAAGCGAUUUGCUUGGGCAAUGCCGAAAGGUGAGUCGUCGUGGUGGUCUUGAGGCCCCGCCCGACCACAGGCACACAUGCUCGUUCUCGUUGGAAAUGCAAAAAUAAGAAAAGUUU